UGUGAGCGGGCAGUUCUGGGUCUGGUGUCUGCUGUCCCCAAGCGGUCCUUCUGGGUACUGCCAGAAUGAGAGGUGGGAGAGGAGGACCAGCCAUCACUGAUUGGGAGGAUCAGUUUGGUGAAGACACCCGGUACAGCAGGUGGAGCAGGAAGGGGAGCAUUAAGACCCAGGAGUAGUGGAGGACUGCAGCAUCGAGCUGGAAGAAGAGAAGUAGGCGGUGGCGGGUGGGGCGGGAGCCUUUUGGUACCUUGGUAGCAUCUGAAACAGCAUCAGCCAUAACGACAGAAAUGGCCAGUCAAUCCCAGGGUAUCCAGCAGCUCCUGCAAGCGGAGAAACGCGCAGCUGAGAAGGUGGCAGAUGCCAGAAAGAGGAAGGCCCGGCGUCUGAAGCAGGCAAAGGAGGAGGCACAGAUGGAAGUGGAGCAAUACCGCAGAGAGCGAGAACAAGAAUUCCAGAGCAAGCAGCAGGCAGCCAUGGGCUCCCAGGGGAACCUGUCUACCGAAGUGGAGCAGGCUACAAGGCGCCAGGUGCAGGGCAUGCAGAGCUCCCAGCAGAAAAACCGCGAACGCAUCCUGGCUCAGCUUCUUGGUAUGGUCUGUGAUGUCAGGCCCCAGGUCCACCCUAACUACCGGAUUGCUGCCUAGGACCCAACCUAGGGCUGACUCCUCCUGCCAGUUCCCUCCCUCAAAGAAAUCCCCAAAUCAAAAUCACUUCCACUGUAAUCCUACUCUCUUUUCCAUUUCCCAGAAAUUCUAGGAGGCUGGACCUGAUAAUUCUUCUUCUUAUAAGUAUCUUGCUCAGACCUGAAUCUCCUUAUUAUUCUUUAACGGUACCUUGUAGACUCCCAAGUCACCCCUGCCCAACUUCUCUAUGAAAUUUGCAGCAUGGAGAAUUAGAGAUGUAAAAAACAUCCUGAUUCCAGAGCCUGGCAGAUUAGACUCCCUCUCCUGACCCUGCCAUUUGUUGGCUGUGCGACCAGGACAAGCUGUAGCCUCAUUGUCCUCCUCUGUGAGACUGGAAUAAUAAUAUCUACCUUUUAGGGUUGUUGCAGUGAUUAGGAAUUAAUUAUUUUGUAAAGAGCCUAGCAUGGUGUCUGGCACGUAGUAGCUGUGAUUCAAUUAAUGGUAACCCUGUGAUAUUAUUACCACUCCCUGCCCACCUGCCAAAACCUAAACACAGCUAUUUCUUCACUUUUGUCUAUGGCUCUCUAAUUCUGCUCAUUCAUUCUGUGACCCUAAUAAUUCUCUGAAGAAUUGCUUCUUCCCACUUCUCUUUCCCCAGAGACCUUAUGAUCCCUGAAAAGAUGACAUGUUCCUAUAUAGUCCCUUUCUGUGGUUCCAGGAAGAUGUUGCAUUUCUUAGUCUCUCUAAGUUAGUAUUUCUCUUUAUUGGAUUUCUCCUUUUUCUUAUUCACCCAAAGACCUAUCUGAUGGUCGCUGCUUCCUGAGAUCUGAAGUGAUGCUAUGUCCUCUCGUAUGCAUGGACUUCUUUUGUAACAAUAAAAAAGUGUCAAUAAAAUAACUAUGGGCAAAUCAA
Molecule: messenger RNA, 1535 nt
Organism: Pteropus alecto (black flying fox)
Lineage: Eukaryota; Metazoa; Chordata; Mammalia; Chiroptera; Pteropodidae
Gene: ATP6V1G2
Product: ATPase H+ transporting V1 subunit G2
Exons: 3
Coding region: 288-644 (118 amino acids)
Biological process (GO): proton transmembrane transport
Cellular component (GO): vacuolar proton-transporting V-type ATPase complex
Molecular function (GO): proton-transporting ATPase activity, rotational mechanism
Source: RefSeq, a predicted model, not a curated record